Molecule: messenger RNA, 1039 nt
Organism: Capsicum annuum
Lineage: Eukaryota; Viridiplantae; Streptophyta; Magnoliopsida; Solanales; Solanaceae
Product: ATP-dependent RNA helicase eIF4A
Exons: 6
Coding region: 217-846 (209 amino acids)
Source: RefSeq, a predicted model, not a curated record
UAAAAUUUUAUUUUAUUUCUUAAACUUUGGGUUGGGAGGAGUAGUAAAUUUUAUGAAGAAGGUGAUAUGAUAAUGACGUGAAAAUACAUGAAAUUUACCCUUUCCUAUAAUUGGAAUAUUGAAAGUGUCUGCAAAGUAGUAGGGAAAUAGAAGGGUCAAUCCGUGAAGCAGCGACUUGUUUCUUCAAAAUUUCCAGCGCAGCAAAAUUCUCCAUUAAUGGAAUCGAACGAAGCUUCAUUAUCGACAUCUCCAUCAAGCUUCAGUUUGAGCCAGCAACGCCAUUUCUACCUCGCCGUCGAUAGACUUCAGUUCAAAAUGGAGACUUUGGUGGAUUUAUUGAGCAUGGCUGGCCGGCUUCGGUCCUUACCUAUUGUUGUUAGCUGCAGCACACGUGAUGAGCUUGAUGCUGUUUGCUAUGCACUCUCUAGUCUCUCACAUAUUACAAUCGACGCUCUGUACAGUGAUCUUCCUGAAGCGGAACGCGCAAGAGUUUUCUCUAGGUUUCGUCAGGCUACAAUGAGGUGGAACAAGCAGGCGACAGGUAAACACGGUGAUGCAGGGGAAACAGAGAAGGAAGAGGAAAAGUCUCAUGUGAUAGUUGUCACGGAUGUUUGCCUUCCCCUUGUUAACUCUGGGGAGUCUCCUAUUUAUGCCCGUGUCUUGGUUAAUUAUGAGCUACCAACAAAGAAGGAAACAUAUAUGAGGCGCAUGGCUACUUGUUUGGCUGCAGAUGGAAUUGCGAUCAACAUGGUUGUUGGAGGCGAAGUUGUUGCUCUCAAAAGCAUUGAAGAAAGUACUGGUCUUCUCAUAGACGAAAUGCCCAUUGAUAUUUUUGAGAUGCUGUAAAGAUAUGAGGCCCUGCAGCUGUCAUCUGAACCCAUGCUAUUUCAAGUAAUUCAGUAUAUGAUUUAAAAAUUCUAUACUUCUGUAGUACUACAUCAGACUGUCAUUUGGCUUACCUAAGUAGAGUUUUGUUGAUGAAUUUGGAUCCAAUUCCAUGCUUUGUCAAUUAUGAGAAAAUGAGGGUUGAUUUCCUGAA